Messenger RNA from Dreissena polymorpha, 4634 nucleotides. RefSeq names its product vacuolar protein-sorting-associated protein 36-like. Bases 839 to 2053 code for a protein of 404 amino acids. Lineage: Eukaryota; Metazoa; Mollusca; Bivalvia; Myida; Dreissenidae. The record is from RefSeq and is a predicted model, not a curated record. The transcript has 4 exons.
AGAUAUCAAAAUAUUUACAUCGGUAGGUCCUUCCUCGCGAUUUUUAUUGCUACUUCUUACUUUUUGUCUGUCAUCAAAUAUGAAAGAACAUUAAUGUAAACAUGGAACAUUCAUGUGUUUUGGAGAGUAUUCACUGGGAAGCACAGCGCCGAUAACAGUGGAGAAAUGUUUCACAUAAUCAUUCACCGCCCUCAUUUGUAACCGGAUACCCGCUAGCUGUAACCGAGAAAAAACCGUGGAAAGGCUCCCGGCGCUGCAGACGUUUCUCCAUAGGAUGCGGCGGAAAAAGCAGACACGGUACCAGCUGGAACGCUCAGAAAACAACUAAAUUUGUCGGAAUAACCUUGAUAUAUAUUCGAAACGAUCUCUAGCAAGAAAAGUGUAGCUCAAAAUCAGUUUGAAUAUAAAGAGACUUUCUGACCAGAUAUCCGGCGGUAAAUAUUUGCAUGUAAAAGGUUAAUGUCCGGGCCAUUACGUGCAGGCUAUUUGUUUCUGGGAUAAUUCGCGCUUGAUAACAUUGUUCGCUGUAUACUGGAAGGAUCCCUGGAAUUUAACGAUUAUACAGGUGUUGGCUUGGAAACGAAUGACUGGAAUCUGCACACGCGGGAUGCAUGUGUGCGAACACGAAACUAUGCUUUGUUAUAUGCGCUCGGUGCUGGUGUGAACGCGUUGUGUUCAGUUCAAGAUUGCGUGUUUUAUGAAUUAACAGUCGGCUAAUCAGUGGUUCGAUGCGACCAAUGAGGCGCCUGAAGGAGGUUUAAUCUGUUACAGACAUAACUGUUGGAACUAUACACGUUAAUAAAUGCGAUAUUGGGUAAGGGUGUGAUCAGUGAUCGGAAUGAUUGGUGUCAAAGGUCAGCCAACAGUAGCUCGGGUGGCGACGAGUCGCUUCCAUCAAUGGCUCAUCCCGGAGAAGACUGUCAUCGGCCUGUUGAUAUUGGGAGUCAUACUAAUUUUCGUCGGAGCCAUAUUCAUAGGGGUUGCAUCGGUCACCAGCGGGAUAUUCGCGAUACUCGGUGGUGUUAUACUCAGCGCCGGUCUUAUUCUGGUGUGCAUCUGCCUCUGCCUUUGUGCGCAUGCGUGUUGCGUGUGGCGCGUUCGGGACACAGACACGCAAACGAUAGAAACUACCGUUAUAAGUGCCGAUCAACCAGACGGGGACUGGUUCCCGGGUUACGGACCACCAGACAAGCGCGUCCCAAAUGGUGUGCUACGGGAAGGGAGGCAGCAAGGCUCACUGAAAAAGCACGUGACCAUAUCUCCGCGCUCCACCGACAGCUUCUCGAGUGGAUUCAUGUCCGGUCGACAGGGUGAUUCGUCGCUUAGAUCAGUGGAUUAUUACGGUGCAGGGCGACAAGGGAAAUCGCUAAAAUCCGGUCCCAGCUCCGUUUCAUCCGAUAUGUCAACUCUAGCCUCGUUUGCAUAUUUGAACGACCCCAAUCUGGCAACGCCAUACAGCACUCUAGGCCAAAAGAAACAAAACCAAGCAAAUGUUGUUAAUAUUCCAGUGCACGUUCAGCCUGGAUACGGUUCCGUUCCCCGGCAUGGGGAAGGUGGGAGAAUGGCUCAGGUACGGCCAUACCAGACGGAGAAUACUUCUCAGGGACGGAGCAACGUGCUUCCAGGUCGAAGGCAUUCAGACGACGACUAUGACAACGCUGCUGACGUGGCGCCAAUGCUCCCUCAACAGACAUACGUACCGCAACCACCGCCGCCUCAUUGGCAACAUGAAGUUACCCCAUGGCAACAACAGCAACAUCAACUGCAAUAUCAGCAGCAGCAACAGCAGCAGCAACAACGAAAUAGUGGCACUUUUAGUCAGCAAUGGCAUCACUCACCGCAGCAGCAGACGGUUUGGCAAUACCAGACGACAUCGAGCGGAAACCAGCCUCAAACUUGGCGCCAACAGCAUCAGUCUGAUGACGUGCCUCCAGCACAGCCAUUGGUCAGGCCUUCUCAACGUCGACCAAUGACAUUUGAGCAAAUAUCUUCGUCAAAAGUUAGCCUUUACGACAAUAUUCAUAUGAACAGACCGGAAAGCGAUGAAGAGUAAUAUCUUUUAAAAUUAUAUGAUUUUAGUAAGGAUAUAUCAUCAUAAUAAUAAAAUGAGUUUAAUAUUUAUUUUGAAGAGCGAUCCGUAAUUCAAUAAAACUUUGUUUAUUCAUAACAGGCACGCAAUUGUUUUCAUAAAAAAAGAAAACCAUGCACUUUAAAGUAUAUAUCGUAGUUUUGUCGUAUACAGAGAAGGGCCGUAGUCUUUAAACGGGGUUCAACGAUUUUGCGUUAGUUUUUUUAGCUCAACUGAGCAAAACGUUCUCAAUGGUGAGCUUUUGUGACCACCUUUUGUGCAUCACCUUUUGUCCGUCGUGCUCAUCAACAUUUGCCUUGUUAACACUCUAGGGGCCACAUUUAACAUGGUUAGUGGAUUUGUCCCUAUGAAAUCUUGGACGAGUUCGAAAAUGGUUUCGGUUGGGAAAAAAAACAAGGCCGCCAGGGGGCGGGAAAUUUUUCCUUGUUUGAGAUGAGUGAAACCGUGUUAACUCUGUAAUAGUCACAUUUAUAGUCCAAUCUUUAUGAAAUUUGUCACACCAUUUGUUCUAAUGAUAUCUUGUAUGAGUUCACAAAUGGUUCUGGUCUUUUGACAAACAUUGCCGCAAAGGGGCGGGGAAUUUUGCUAAAACAUGUAUGGCUAUAGAAAAACCUUGUUAAAACUCUCGAGGCAAAAUAAAUGGUUCGAUUGUCAUUAAAAUUGGUCAGAAAAUUUGUCCAAAUAAUAUCUUGCACGUUUUUUUAAUGAUUCCGAUAGUUUGAAAAACAUGACCGCACGGAGCAUGGAAUUGUUUCUAAUAUGGCUAUAGUAAAACAUUGUGUCGUCAACAUUUGCCUUAUUAACACUCUUAAAGUCACAUGUAUAGUCCAAUCUUCAUGAAUUUUUGUCAGAACAUUAUUUGUAAUAAUAUCUUGAAUGAGUGCGAAAAUGGUUCUGGUUAGUUGUAAAACAUGGCCGCCAAGGGGCGGGGCAUAUUUCCUUUUUAGACAAAAGUUAAACCUUGUUAACACUCUUAAUGUCACAUUUAUAGUUAAAUCUUAAUAAAAAUUUGGCAGACAUUGUUUUGUAAUGAUAUCUUUGGCCGCACAGAAUAGAUCAGUUCUUUUGCAUCUCAUGUUGAGCGACUUUGGGCCUUUCAGGACUUUUGUUGUUUUGUUGUUGUUGUUGUUUUUUUACUUCACUGAACAUUGAACGUCUAAUUAUUCUCUUCGUUGAUUUUUAACCAUAUAAAGAGGUUGAUCAAUAUUCAAACAAUGCUAACAACAGUUACUUAUACCGAGUGUCGUUUCAAUUGGUGCUAAAUGUAGGUUGACAGUUUGUUAAUAUUUGUUAUGAACGAUCUGUGUUAAAUUGUAAAUGCAUGUUAACUGUUUUGCCUAUAGUUACAAAUUUAUGUAAAGAAAGUCACUAUAUGAACUAUUUUUAGUGCAAAUCGUGUUUUACUUUCAUGUGCUAGGCGAAAUCAUAGUGUUCACGUAUCAAGUAUUGUUUAGUUGUACUUAUUUUGUGAGGACAUGUUGUUACUGAACGCGUCCUAGUAGUGUAGAUUAGAUUAAGUAUAUUAUAAAUUAAGUGUUCAAUGUAAUUCAUUAUUAUCGUAGCAUUGACGGUUUAAUAACACUUGGACAAGGAAGUACAUAUAAUAAUAAUAAUAAUCUUAUCAUGUCAAUGACGGUACGUUUAAAUAGUAGUUUUGACAAGCCCAUGUGGCAUAUAGGCGUCACAUGUGUGUCCAACGCUGACAUUUCCUCUGAGAACAAGAAUCCGCAUUCAUAACAAGUAUUUGUUGGUGACAUGACCUGUGUGAAACAUGCUGUAUGUGCUGUACCUUUGAUUGUUUUUGUUAAUUAUUAAAUUGUGUACACACCGGUGUCAUACUGGGUAAUACUGACAAUCACGUGACAUCACUGCAUAUGUACAUGAUGGUGAAUGUUGUGAUUUUUUGCAUUCAUGUAUUUCUCCAAUUUUACCUUACGUUUAUUUUAGCUCACUUAGCUUCUUUUGGAAUUCUUAUACUUAUGUGAAACAAUUUAAAUACGUUGCAUGAUCAUCACUUCGAUUAAUUAAUUUGACAUAUUCUAAUUAAAAAUUUACAUGUUUAUUUGUUUAUAAAUAGUUACAAAUACAUAUUUAGAAAGUCACGACUUUACCUUUUUUAAAUUCAACGAGUGCUACGCGGAAUUCGAGUGUUCACGUACUAAGUGCCAUAUAACUGUGCUGAUUGUAUAGGGAAAUGUUGUUACUGAACGUGUUCUAAUUAUGACGAUGAUAUUACGCAUGUUUUAAAUUGAGUGUUCUUUCAGUUAUAUAUUAUUGCAGCAUCGACGAUUUUAUAAAACUCCUGUAUGGAAGUUCAUAUAAUAGCGAUAGUAGUGUUAUGUCAAAGCCGCAACGUUAACUAGUAUUUUGCUCAAGUGACAAAAGGCUUAAGCCCCUGUGUGACAAUCGCUGACAUUAACCUGAGAACAAGAAUCAUUUGUAACUAAUAUGUGUUGGUAGCAUGUCCUACCUGUGUGGAUGAUUUUACAUACAUAUACUCUUUCAUGAUUAUAAUGUAUGGUUAAAUAAAAAUAUGUUAACUGUA